AUGCCAGACCAGGGCCGCACCAAGGUCGGGGAGGACGUGGCGGAUGCCAGGAAGUGCACCUGUGCGAGUCAUGUGGCCACGAUCGCAGACUUCUUCCAGGGUGUUAACCUGACGGUGAAUGCCAGUUGUCUGGAGGACAUCGACCCCUCUGCCAUCAGCCAGAGACUGACCAACGGGGCGGCCACUGGGACGGGCGCUGUACUCAGCCGCCUCCGAGCCAAGGAGGACGACAACGUGGGAUCAAACCUCCAGAAGGCCAACUCUGCUGUUGAAGUGCGCAAUAUGAACUGGGAACAGUUCUGGCUACAGGCUCAGCGUGAGGAGGAGCAGCGGAAGGAGGAGGACAGGAAGAGGGCUCUGGAGGAGCGCCAGCGCUUUGAGGAGGAGCGCCAGGCCUUAGAGCUCAGGGAGCAGGAGGAGAGAGACAAGCGCAACCGCCAGAGGGACACGCAGAUCGAGGAGUGCAGGAGGAAGCGGGUGGAGGAGGAGGAGGAGGUGGAGAAGGCUCAGAGGAGAAUCACUCCUGAACCUGAGGAGCAGACGCAGCCUGAUAAGAAGGAGGUGGAGGAGGCGGCCGCCAUCAUUGCACAGCGCACGUCAAACCCACGAGACUAUUUCCGCCAGAGGGAGAGGAGCCUGGCGUCCCCCCACUCCCCCUCCGCCAACACUCCCAUCCAGAGGCCGGGCCGUGUGGAGAGCCCUUUUCUCUCUCAGCAGUGUUCAGCGAGUGCUUCCCCUGUGCUGCAACAGCCAGGUAUACCUGACGGUCUCUCCGAUGGCGUGGCGAUGAACGUGGCCCCCACCCCCCCAGAUUCCCCUCCAGCAGCGCCCAAGCCCCCCCCCUCCAUCCCCACCACCAUCCCCACCAUCAUCACCACCUCCACCCAGGACUCCGACCACACCAUGGAGUGGGGUGAAGCCGACCCACCUGCCCCGUCCUACUCCGACAACCUGAUGGACGAGCAGCCCUCCUGCCCCUCCAGCGCCGGCCCCGACCCGUUUGGGGACUCCUUCGGUGAGCCACAGCCCAGCAACACCACCACCAGCAGUCACGGGCCUGCCGCCGCCUCCUCCUCCUCCUCCUCCUCCUCCUCCUCCUCCUCCUCCUCCUCCACCUCCUCGGCCGUCGCCGGAGGCCGUCCACAGCCCCUGCUCAGCUUCGACGAGGUGCCGGAGCAGGCCGACUCCAGCUUCGUGGGGGUGGAGGAGGAGCCGUCCAGCCUGGUGAACGUGUCCGGUGCGGAGCAGGACCAGAUGACCUCCAGCUACCAGCAGGCCCUGCAGCAUGCCUCCCUGGCCUCCCUGGCCUCCCUGGCUGGCCUGCAGGACCUGGACCUGGGCCUGAGCGAGAGGGACAGUCCCCUCCUCAUGACCAACGGAGACGCCCAGCAGCAGCAGCAGCAGAAGCAGGGCAAUGAUGGCUACUUCUCUCAUGAGGGCGAGAGUCAUGAGGACACCAUCCCCAAGAUGCCCAUGUACUCCACACCCCCUGCGAUUGAUGUGACGUGCUGGGAUGCUGACGGGGAUGAUUAAAGAUAGAGGACCAGCGGCGUCUCCCUGGCGCCGUCUCCACGACGACGUCUCCGCGGCAGUUUAAAUACAAGCAUCUUGCAUCAAACAAUAAAAGUAACAUUAAAAAACGGAAUUAUUAUUUCAGAGGGAAAAAAAUAUCCACCAACGAAUGAUUUAGGGUAUUGUUAAAGAUGCCAGUGGGUUGAGGAGCUCUUGGGGUGUGUGUGUGUGUGUGUGUGUUUGUGUGUGGCCGCAAGUGUUUCUGUGUGUGAGUGAGUGUGUAUGCGUGUGUGUGAGUCCGAGAGGGAGUUUGUGCGUGUGUGUUGUAACUUAUUUAUUUCUCUCUUUUGCUAUGCAGAGUAGCGCUCAGUGCUGGUGUACGGUAGCACUAGUGUGUGUGUGGUGUGGAAAUGGUAGACCCCGUGUUACAAUCAGGAGUGCAGCAUAGUAGCAAACCCAUAAUCUCACUCUCCUAGUACCUGUGUUAGACACGCAAACCCUCUUCUGCCCAGCCACGGCCUCGUGGAAUGCUCUUCUCUGUGCAAAAUGACCGCCUGCCAGUCCUGAGACCACACAUCUGGACUGGCCUACCUUAGAUUAUGAAGUGUUAUGAAGGAGAAGACAUCCAAGCUUUUAGUGUUGGACGAGGCAGCCAGCCUCUGUUUUGAUUUUAUUUUUGUUUUUAAGAUGGUUAUUUUUUUUUUUUUUUUAUGGUGAGGACGGACAGUGCAUUAUCAGAUGGACAGUGCAUUAUCAGACAGCGCUGUCCAGCUGUAACGCUCUGAGUAGUCAUCUCGUUAGUUUUGACAAACGAAAUUAUAUAAAAUAUUUUGUAUUUGUGUUUGUGCCAACUUUGCAAUAUCGUGUGAUGUGAUUCCACUCGGCCGAGUGCAGUGUCCCCUCUAGACCGCGCGGAGAGGACCUGAGUGGAGCCUAUAAACUACCUAGCAAGCGUGCUAACCAAGCCCAGACGACAGCUGAGUCUGGUCCGCAUGUGGCCCACAUCCGGGACCUGGGCCGGGUUUGUCUGGUUGUUGAAGAACCAGUGGCGUUGUGCACUUGCAUAUUUUUGAGGCAACUCAGUGUAAACAACAGCUGUCAAAGCCUGUGUUUGUUUGAUAUUUUGAUAUUAUAGCAGUAGUUAUCGCUAAAUAACUGACAAUGCUAAAAUGUUGUUGUGAUUGGUUGCUGGGUCAUUCCACGUCAAUUGAACCAGGGCCCACGCACUUAGGUCUCAAAAAAUUCUGAAAAAAUUACCAGGUGUACCUAUGUUAUC
Molecule: messenger RNA, 2788 nt
Organism: Alosa sapidissima (American shad)
Lineage: Eukaryota; Metazoa; Chordata; Actinopteri; Clupeiformes; Clupeidae
Gene: dbn1
Product: drebrin 1
Exons: 13
Coding region: 1-1533 (510 amino acids)
Biological process (GO): neuron projection morphogenesis; positive regulation of axon extension; positive regulation of dendritic spine morphogenesis
Cellular component (GO): postsynaptic membrane; actin filament; site of polarized growth
Molecular function (GO): actin filament binding
Source: RefSeq, a predicted model, not a curated record